Cherax quadricarinatus is the source of this 2608-nucleotide messenger RNA. RefSeq lists its product as uncharacterized. The record is from RefSeq and is a predicted model, not a curated record. Lineage: Eukaryota; Metazoa; Arthropoda; Malacostraca; Decapoda; Parastacidae. Gene Ontology annotation, biological process: proteolysis. Gene Ontology annotation, molecular function: serine-type endopeptidase activity.
CAGUUUGUUUCUGUUUAUUGUUGUGGGGUGAGCUGCUGCUACUGCUGGUAGUGCCGCUGCUGCUACUGGCCGGUAAUGUUGCUGGUGUUAGUCUCCAUAUAUCUGCUGCCCCUUAUCACCUAGCGGCGAUUUGAAGAUCCAAGUUAGUGUAUGUCAGCCAGGCACUGGAAACCAUCGUCGAAAAUGCGUGUGAGGACAGACGUUUCCCGUCCGUAGCUUCCACCGUCCGUGGCGUUCGUCGACAUGACUUGGAAAUCGUCAUUACUCAUGCUUGUGUUCAUUUUCCUCCCACUGAUAUCAACGAGUGCUGUGGGAGCCAUUGAAGAAGUGGGCAACAACGAGGUCGAAAUAUUAGAUGGUGAGGUAGAUAAAGACGGAAAUACGAUUGGUGAAGAAGACCUUCCGAGCACGUACGGUCCGUGGGAGGACGCUGAUGUGACGGCAACGGCUGCAGCUGAGGUCACCACUGAGAGACAGUUCGAAACGUUGGGCUUAAAGAAUCAUUAUGAAACAUGGAUGAGGAUGAUAAUGCAGAGUGAUUAUGUGAAGAAUAAUGGUAGUGUGAACUACAAUGAUACCGAUGAUGAUGUAAAUGAAACAGAUAAAGAAGCAAAUAACGUAAGAAACGAGACAAAAGGAGUAGAUAAAGAAGCAAAAGGCGAAGAUAAUGACGCAAACACUUUAAAUGAAGAGGCAAAUGUUAUAGCAGACGAAGUUAGCGAAGCUCCAGGUGGAGUGGAAGUUGCAGAAGCUGCAACAAGUGCCAACAAUCGUCUCAGAAUCUUGCAAAAGCUUGUCUAUCCUGAUCACAGAAUUAUUGAUCCGGUGCCAGCCAGGGUCAGCACUAAAUGCGAAUGUGGGCUCUUCAACAGUCCUCGCCAGAAGAUCGUGGGAGGAACUGAAACAUACGAGCAUCACUACCCCUGGAUGGUAUCACUGCAACUAGCGAGGAACAAGAAGCAUUUCUGUGGCGCUAGUAUCAUCAGUGAUUCUUACAUCCUCACAGCUGCCCACUGUACUGACGGGUUAUUUCCACUAGACCUGUUACUGAGAGUCGGAGAUCACGACCUGACCAGAAGAGACGUCUCCCGCGAGUACUCCAUUCCCGUCUACCAGAUUUAUCAGCAUCCAAGGUACAACAGAAUAACGACGGACAAUGACAUCUCUCUAAUGCGAGUCAAAGAGCCACUGGUGCUGACCUGGAGGGUCAGUCCUAUAUGCCUGACACCGCCUGACCUGACCUUCUACAAGGAGUCAGUGGUGGUGAUGGGCUGGGGUAAGGAGUCAGAGAAAGCUGACUUGGGAUCACCACGUCUCAGACAUGUCAGUCUACAAAUUCUGCCGAUGGGCAAGUGCCGCCACAACUUCAAGUUCCUUUCUGAAGAAAUUUCCUCGAAUAUGUUGUGUGCGUUGUUGGGAACCAAGGACACCUGUCAGGGCGACUCAGGAGGACCCCUGACCUGGUAUGACGAGGAAAAUAGGCGCUACUUUUUGAUAGGUGUUACCAGCUGGGGCAUCGGCUGUGGUUUACCUAACUAUCCAGGCGUGUACACGAAGGUGGGUAAGUACCUGGACUGGAUCUAUGACACAACAGGAGACUCCACCUUCUGUACCUCCUAUCACCCUCGGGCAGACGUGAAGAAAGUGAAACAGAAGCCGAAGAUCUAUAAGUUGGAUGAUUUCAUGUUACCUGACCUGGGUAGGCCUUGGAAAAGAAAGGGUUCCAGAGGCAAGAAAAGAAAGAAGGGUAGAAAGAACAUGAAGAGGCAUGGUAGAUGGGACUUGAAAAGGGUGAGGUAUGGUAAACAGAAGCAUCGGGGAGAAAUGGGGAAUGGGAAGUGGAAGAAGACACAAAUUAGUGAUGGAAAAUCGCUUAUAAAGAAAGCCCAAAGAAAAUACCCAGGAAAAGAGAGGCAAGAAAAAGCAAGUAAGAAGCUGAGGAAGAGGAAGAAAUUCAGGAAAGAAACUUCAAGGUUAAGGAAUCUUCAGGGAAGAUACUCAACUUGGGAAAAGUGGAGAGAAAAAAUGGAAAAGAAAAGAAGGAAGCAAGAGCUUCUGAAAAAAAGAAAAUCAAAACUUAGGAAAGCCCAGGAAAAAUACUCAGCACAGAAGAAGAGGCAAGAAGAAACGGGACAGAGGAGGAGGAAACAACAGAAAAAUCUCAAAGAAGGAAAAUCGAAAACCAGGAAAAUUCAUCGACAACAACAGCGUCUACGAAAUAGAAGCAAAGUCCCCAAGAGGAGGGAGAAAAAGAAGAGAAGAAAGAAGAAGAAGAAGGGUGAUGAUAAACGUUCCCAAUUAGCGUGCUCAAAGGCAACUAAGAGAAAAAGAAACAAGAAAAGACCCAACAGUCUUCAGGAAGAGAGUCAGGAAAAAGACUAAGACAUCUCUUCCAUCCCCUUCCUUAUCCAAUGCCGCCAUUUUGACAGUCAUUUCGUGGUCAUUAUAUUUCCUCAGCACCAGCUGACAUACACUUCGUGAAGAUCCUUCGUUUUAUUUUGGAGUGGUCUCUCGAAAUGUGGUCAUUUGGAGGCCCAUGGUCCCAGGACCGAUACAUUUCCGUUAAUUAUAUCCUAGAACGGACUCCCUUCUCGUGCAUAUAUAUAUA